UUAUCUAAGUAUUACGUCGUUUUUGAAGCUUCUCUCUAGAAAUAUCUAAUUCUGUUCUUGGAUUUUUGGUAUAAAAGAAUUAAUUUCAGCAUGGAAUUCGGAAGUGCGAAAAAGAGAGGCAGACCCAACGCUGCGCUAAAUGGCAAUGGCGGUUUUAAGAAAUCCAAAUCAGAAAUGGAGUCCUUUACAACUGGUAUAGGAAGCAAAUCGAAGCCAUGCACAAAGUUUUUCAGUGCUUCUGGGUGUCCAUUUGGUGAAGGAUGCCAUUUCUUGCAUUAUGUUCCUGGUGGCAUUAAAGCUGUUACUCAGAUGCUUGGCAGCAAUCCAGCCCUUCCACCAGCUACCCGAAACCCAGUAGUUCCACCAUCUUUUCCAGAUGGAUCAUCCCCACCGGCUGUCAAAACUCGGUUAUGCAACAAACACAACACAGCCGAAGGGUGCAAGUUUGGUGACAAUUGUCAUUUUGCCCAUGGUGAGUGGGAGAUUGGCAAGCCAACAGUUCCAUCUCAUGAGGAUCCUCGUGCUAUGAGACAAAUGCCAGGAAGAUAUGGUGGUGGUGGUCGAUUCGAACCAACCUCACCAGGUGCAGCCAGCUUUGGAGCCUCAGCCACAGCUAAAAUCAGUGUGGAUGCUUCUCUUGCGGGAGCCAUCAUUGGGAAAGGUGGCAUCAACUCAAAGCAAAUCUGUCGCUUGACAGGAGCCAAGCUAUCAAUAAGAGACCAUGAGUCCGAUCCUAGCUUGAGGAACAUUGAACUAGAGGGCACUUUUGAUCAGAUCAAACAAGCGAGUCAAAUGGUACGGGAACUUAUAGUGAAUGUUAGUUAUGCCUCUGGGCCACCAAUGAAGAAACCUGUGUUUCCUGGCCCAUCUCCUGCUAGCAACCGCAAGACCAAACUUUGUGAAAACUUUGCCAAAGGGUCCUGUACUUUUGGAGAAAGGUGUCACUUCGCACAUGGAGCAGAAGAAUUGCGGAAACCUCGUGUCUGAGCUUUUUGAUGUGUGUAUUUCCGCUGCUUUGCGAUUCCUUUGGACUUGUACUUAGAUCCUUUUGUGGUCUUCCCAAACACCAAAAAAAAGGCUCAAACAAUAUAAGUGACAAUUCUUGUACCUCGUUGGCAGUUUGCAUUGUUCAUACUAGUUUUUGGGACAUGUAGGUUAUGGACCCUUAAUAUUAACACAUUUUAUCA
Messenger RNA from Olea europaea var. sylvestris, 1187 nucleotides. RefSeq names its product zinc finger CCCH domain-containing protein 14-like. Bases 91 to 987 code for a protein of 298 amino acids. NCBI's taxonomy places the organism in Eukaryota, Viridiplantae, Streptophyta, Magnoliopsida, Lamiales, Oleaceae. The transcript has 4 exons. The record is from RefSeq and is a predicted model, not a curated record. Gene Ontology annotation, molecular function: metal ion binding; mRNA binding.